GUGCCUAAAAUAUAGCGUUGUUAAAGCAUUUAAGUUAUUACAGGUACGGUUUGGUCCCUUUCGGUGUCCGUAGGAUAUUUACGACAAUUUCGACAAGUUUACAGGAUGCACGAAAGACUUCUUCCACCCUCUCCAAACUGGUACUGCUCACGAUGCAGUGAUACUAACGCUAAAGGAAUACUAGGGUUUGGAGCAAGAAACUCAAUAUACUUAGUACAAGUGACAGCAGCAUCACCAAUAAUAUUGGGAGAACUAUCUGGGCACAAGGAGCGGGUGUCAGGCUUUGUUUUCAGUCCUCACCAUGGAGAAGAGAGCUUUUGUGCGAGCACAUCCGAUGAUAAGACUGUAAAAAUCUGGGACAUCGAAAAGAGGGUUGUGGUAUCCGAGCACAACGCCCAUGAGCACACCAUCACAGCAGUGGACUGGUCUCCGAAGGAGAAGACCCUGGUGGUGACGGGAGAUGAGAAGGGUGUGGUGAUGUGCUUCUGGCACAACAGUAUCAACGUUCACAGCUUCAUGCCACAGCCCCGUGCCAUCUUCUGCCUGACCUGCUCACCCCACAACGAGAACCACGUCGCCAUUGGAUACAAAGAUGGGCUGGUGGCAGUGAUUGACAUCAGCAAAAAAGGCGCCAUGAUCCAUCGGCUCCGGGGACACGACGAUGAGAUCCAUGCCCUGGCCUGGUGCCCCCAGCCUGGGGAGGAGGGCUUGUACAGCCGGCCUGAGGAUGGGAGAGCGGGUGGAGAUGCAGGAGUGGCUGGGACCGAGCCCGGGGGGGGCGGGGGUGCCGCGGGAGCGGGCUGCUUCCUGGCCUCGGGCAGUAAAGACCAGACCGUGCGCAUCUGGAGCACAGACAAGGGCAAAGGCAUCAUGACCUUCAAACUGCCCUUCCUGAAGAGGCGGGGAGCUGCCGUGGACCCCGGUGUGAAGGAGAGGAUCUGGCUGACCGUUCACUGGCCCAAGGGGAUGCCAACACAUGUGGUCACCAGCUGUUUUGGAGGGGAGCUGGUCUUAUGGGACCUCGCCAGAUCAGAGAAGCCGAAGUGGACUUUGCUGGGCGCAUCAGCAGACAGUCAGAACCACAACCGGAUCGUCUUCAACCUGUCCUCUGCUGUGGUGGAGGACACUGAGCUGCUCAUCAGCACCUCCAUGGACAGAGAGAUUAAGUGCUGGAGCUUGUCGACGCUGGAGUGCUGCUGGUCGUUGCCAACCUUGGGGGGGUUUGUGUACUCGCUCAGCUCCUCGCCAGUGGCCUCGGGGCUGCUGGCCGUGGGGGUCGGGGACAACAUGAUCCGGGUGUGGAACACAAUCACCCUGCACAGGAAGUACGACACCAAGCUCUUCUGGCAAGGCAUCAGGUCCAAAGUCACCGCGCUUUCUUGGCACCCAACGAAGGAGGCCCACUUAGCUUUUGGAACGGACGACGGGAAAGUUGGCAUUUAUGAUGUUUUCUCAAACAAGCCACCUCACAGCUCAAGCACGUACCAUAAAAAGACUGUUUACACCAUCGCCUGGGGUCCCCCUGUCCCACCGCUGUCUUUCGGUGCGGAUAAGCCCUCUUCCAGUCUGUACAGCUGCGGAGGGGAUGGGAUCAUAUUCCAGCACGACCCCUGGAAGCUCGCCGCAGACGCCUCCAACAUCGACAAGCUCAUCUGUGACACCAACCAGAUCAAGCAUAAGCUAUCACCUCAUACUGAUUUCAACUGGAAACCAGAUGGAAAGGUUUUGGCGGUUGGCAAUGAAGAUGGCUCUAUAGGGGUGUUUGCGGCGCCCGAUCUAAAACAGCUGUGCACCAUCGAGCAGCACCAUAAGAUCAUCAACACGCUUCGCUGGCACCACGCCCACAGCAGCUCGCCCGACCUGCACGCCCUCCUGGCAUCCGGCUCCAGCAACGCCAUCAUCUACGUGCACAACCUUCACUGCGCCAUUGAGAGCCCGGGGGAGCAGCCUGUCUCCAUCACGGAGGCCUUCAGGAGUCUGGAGGGACACACGUCCAAGAUCACCGGUCUGGACUGGAGCCCCCACCAUGACGCGCGUCUGGUCACCGUGUGUUACGACGGCACCGCGCAGGUGUGGGACGUCAUGAAGGACGAGCCGCUGCAUAAUUACAGGGGUCACCGAGGUCGGCUGUUGUGUGUUCAGUGGUCAUCCGUGGAACCGGAGCUGGUCUGGACCGGAGGAGAUGACUUCACCGUCCACGAGUGGAGUGUGUCCAAACAGGAGCACACCAAACCCCCCAAAGGGAAACGAGCUCAGCAGUUCAAGGCCAAGAUGAAGAAGAAGAAAAAGCUGACCGGAAAAGGGGGGAUGAGGAUCGAGGACAACGAGUCGCCUGUGGGAGAGGUGGAGAGAGGCGGCGGAGGAGAGGAGGAGGAGAAGAAGGAGAAGAAAGGGAUGAAGAUUGGCUCAGUGACGGAGGAAACGGAGGCUGCUCCAUCCAGCAAUGGAGAGGGGGAGGAGGAAGAGGAGAGGGGCAGCAUCAGCACCACACUGACUCCAGGCCUCCCAGAGUGGCGCAGAGGCUCCUGCAGCAAGGCCUACACCACGGUCUUCACCCCCGAGAGGUUCCACAACGGAGAGAGGGACGCUACUCCGCUCAGAAAGGAGGAGAAGAGGAAGGAGAAACCAGAGUCGUCCUUGAAGAGGAAGAAGCAGCGAUCUCUGUUACCUCUGAGCACCUCCAUGGACCACAGACCCAGAGAUGACCUGCUUAGGGACUGUGUCACGCUAGCCUCAUACACACACACCAGAGAUGAGGUUGUCCAUUGCGUGCCUGGCUCAGGGGAGCACAUCCAGUUAGGCCUGUUCUCAGACAGAGACGCACUGCAGCGGAUGCUGGAGGAGGAGGAGAGGAGCCAUGUGGAGGGAGGUCACUACGAGUCCAUGUUUAACCUGCGGCUGUGGAGGGGGCAGGAGGUGGAGGCUCUGAAGCUGGCCACGGAGAAGGGCGAACUCAACGACUACCUCAUCUCUGUGGCCCCCAUGGCUGGCUUCCGUGUGUGGUUUGAGGCGGUGGAAGCGUACGUGAAGCAGCUGAGUCGGCAGGACCAGCACCUGAAGGCGGCCACUCACCUGCUCUCCAUCGGCAAGUUCUACGACGCCGUCAGCCUCCUCAAGAGCCACCACUUCUACAGGGAGGCCAUAGCCAUGGCCAAAGCGAGGCUGCGGCCGGAUGACCUGGUGCUGGUUGACCUCUACAUGACCUGGGCAGAGCAACUGGAGAGGGAUGGCCACUAUACAGCAGGGGCCAAAUGUUACCUGGCUGUGGGCCGAGACUUUGAUGCGGCUAAAAUCAUUGGGAAGAAGGGGGAUGUGGCAUCUCUGCGGGCGGCCGCCACGCUGGCACGGGUUAGCGGGCACCUGGAGCUCUCGCGAUCGUUCUCCUUGAGGUGUGCCAAGGACCUGGCAGCGGCCCAGGACUGGCGAGGAGCGCAGGAGGUGCUGCAGCACGAGAGUCUGCUGGGGAACCGUCUGCUUUUCAGCGUCAACGAGCUGCUAGUGAGGCGCCUUUCUCAGGUGGGCGUGGUAACCUGGACCCCCGCCUCCACACAUGAUUGGUCCGUUCCCUGUGCCAAGGACUUCCUGCAGGCGGUGGAGGGUGUGUGGCAGCAGGAGUUCGACGUGUCUGCCAGCAGCCCCCACCACCUCAGAAGAGCACAGGAAGAGCUGGGCAAGGCCGAGAACCCCCCCACCACUGCGAACGUCCCCCUCAAACAGCUCCUAUCCCAGGUUGCUUUGGAUGUGUCACUGAGCAUGCUGAGCUGGUUGCUAGGUGAUGGUAGCACAACUCUAGAGCACUUCCUGCGCGCUGUAGUCCGAGGCUCUGAGGCGGCCAACUUUACCCUCAUGGCAGAGACAUGUGUUCUCCUCUUCCCUCGAGGCCUGGACUCUCUGACUCUGUACCCAAACACCCUGGACUCCAGCAGUGAUGAAAGCUCAGCAGUGUUGCGGAGUCUGGAGGCGUUCAUAUGUUACCAGCAGCUCUAUAGAACGUGGUGGGCCGGCGCUGCCCACAGCCCAGCGGUAGCCAUUGCCAGAGAUUCGGACAGUCUUAGCGAACCUCCCAAGAAGGACCUCAACAUACUCCACGAACAAGACUCUGAAAACGGUACGAAUGGUACAAACGGAUCCGUAGGUCCAAAUUCAGCAGCUCGGGGCCAGGAGGAGCUGUGUGGGGUUCUGCUGGAGGUGGGUCGGCGGGUUCUGUCCGAGCCCCACGCCGUGCUGCAGGCCAGUCAGCCGGCCAUUGCCGAGGUCCAGAGGAGGGUGACCGACCUGGUCCAGCAGCACAGCCGUGGGCAGGAGGCUCCGCCGGGCUCAGAGGAGACCCAACACACCUGCCCCAUCUCCGACCAGGAACCACCCUCACAACAACACACCUGCCUCAGCUCCGACCAGGAACCACCCUCAUCGCAACAACAUGAAGGGCCCAGUUCUGGGGCGGAGUGUCUGCCCGCCCUCAUCGCCGCCAUAGCUGAACACAACAAAGCCGUGGCCGAUAUGCCUGAACACGUCAAGAAAUACCCAUUCCCUGAUGUCCUGGAGUGCUGUAUAGUAAUCCUUUAUUUGGCCACUCCCGAACACCCCACCACUGAAGCACUCCGUUUAUUACACAAGUAUGGAGCUUCUCUCCGACCAGCAUGGCAGAGGUUUAUAUAGCCACUGUCUUAUUUAAGGUCUUCAACACCUAUAUGUAUGUACAUGCACAUGUAAUGAUUUUUGUAAUAUAGCUUUUUUUUCAUCUUGACAAAGAAAUGCUAAUACAAUUAUUAAAUAAAACAUUCUACUCACUGCAA
Molecule: messenger RNA, 4796 nt
Organism: Clupea harengus (Atlantic herring)
Lineage: Eukaryota; Metazoa; Chordata; Actinopteri; Clupeiformes; Clupeidae
Gene: gemin5
Product: gem (nuclear organelle) associated protein 5
Exons: 29
Coding region: 106-4659 (1517 amino acids)
Biological process (GO): spliceosomal snRNP assembly
Cellular component (GO): nucleus; SMN complex
Molecular function (GO): mRNA 3'-UTR binding; protein binding
Source: RefSeq, a predicted model, not a curated record